Molecule: messenger RNA, 1769 nt
Organism: Linepithema humile (Argentine ant)
Lineage: Eukaryota; Metazoa; Arthropoda; Insecta; Hymenoptera; Formicidae
Gene: Arp2
Product: Actin-related protein 2
Biological process (GO): Arp2/3 complex-mediated actin nucleation
Cellular component (GO): Arp2/3 protein complex; actin cortical patch
Molecular function (GO): actin filament binding
Source: RefSeq, a predicted model, not a curated record
UUUUAUACAACGAUGGCAGCUCUCGAUUUGAGUUUAUUCGGACACGUUUGUUCACUACUGUCUCUCGUAUGCGCGGAGUAAAUCUUCGUCUGCCGAUAAGAAUAUUUUUUCAAUUUUCACCGGAUUUCGCUUGACACAUAGCGUGUUUGGCACAUAUCCCUAACUGUGAUACGAAACGGUAUUAGUCAUUUGAUGGAGCUGAUGAUAUGAGAGCGACCUAAAAGAGAGAAACGAAAUAUCAUUGAAAGGAUUAAUAUAUCGACAUGGACAGCAAGGGGAGGAAGAUCAUCGUUUGCGACAAUGGCACCGGGUUUGUCAAGUGCGGAUAUGCUGGUGCAAAUUUUCCGGCCCAUAUAUUUCCAUCUAUAGUUGGACGACCAAUAAUUAGAGCUGUCAAUAAGAUCGGCGAUAUCGACGUGAAGCAAGAAUAUUGCGUUCGUGAUGUGCUUAACAUGCCUGAUUUAAUGGUCGGCGAUGAAGCGAGCAAGCUUCGUUCUAUGUUAGAGAUAAGUUAUCCCAUGCAAAAUGGAAUUGUAAGAAAUUGGGAGGACAUGUGUCAUGUGUGGGACUAUACAUUUGGCAAAGAGAAAAUGAAUAUUAAUCCUAGAGAAUGUAAAAUUCUGUUAACUGAGCCACCGAUGAAUCCUAUUACAAACAGAGAAAAGAUGAUUGAGGUAAUGUUCGAGAAAUAUGGUUUCGCGGGUACAUAUAUCGCGAUUCAGGCAGUACUAACGUUAUACGCUCAAGGAUUGAUCAGCGGUGUCGUUGUGGACUCCGGUGAUGGUGUCACGCACAUUUGUCCCGUGUUUGAGGAAUACGCUUUGCCACAUUUAACUCGACGGUUAGAUAUAGCUGGACGCGAUAUUACUAUGUACCUAAUCAAAUUAUUACUGCUACGUGGUUACGCAUUCAAUCACUCGGCUGACUUCGAAACGGUUAGAAUGUUGAAGGAGAAAUUGUGUUAUAUCGGUUAUAAUAUAGAAACGGAAGAAAAGUUAGCUCUUGAAACCACUGUGCUGGUGGAGUCUUAUACUCUUCCUGACGGACGUGUGAUAAAAGUAGGCGGUGAGAGAUUUGCAGCGCCAGAAGCUCUCUUCCAGCCGCAUUUAAUUAAUGUCGAAGCGCAGGGGAUAGCCGAGCUGGUCUUUAGCACAAUUCAAGCGGCCGAUAUCGAUAUCAGAAGCGAGUUGUACAAGCACAUUGUUCUGAGUGGAGGUAGUACGAUGUACCCUGGGCUUCCGUCAAGACUCGAACGAGAAAUUAAGCAACUUUAUCUCCAAAGAGUAUUAAAGAAUGAUACUACUAAAUUGAAUAAAUUUAAAAUAAAAAUUGAAGACUCACCUCGACGUAAGGAUAUGGUCUUCAUGGGUGGUGCUGUGUUAGCGGAAAUAACGAAAGACCGAGAUUCCGUAUGGAUAACGCGGGAAGAGUACGAAGAGAAAGGUCUCAGUGUACUAAAGAAAUUAGGCUCUUAUGAAUCAUAAAGAAAGUCAUUAUAGGUUACAAAAGUUUUUAAUGGGCAAUCAAGUGUUUUUUAUAUCUAAGGAAAUGUUCUUGAGAGUUGCUCUCAACACUUUUAUGCAGAUAAUUUGUUGUAUAAUUGUGAAAAAGCAAGACACUUUGAAAGACUACUAGCUAUUUGAUAUUAAGCUGGUAUUGCAUUUUUUGGUUAAAAAUUAUAUAAUUUCAAUUAAUGACAGCUGAAAGAUUUCAAAUACAUAGUCCAGUGCUAUGAUUUCAAUAAAAAAAAAUAAAAAAAAAAAAAUAAA